UUUCUCCAUCUCCUUUAGUCCUAGUAAUAUCUGUUCGUUUCUUAGGUAUCGAAUCUCUUUGAGGGCCACCCGGAUUUGCUUGAAGAAUUUAUUAGGUAUUUGCCAGAGUUCUUGGCGCCUCAUUCAGCAGCCCUGUUAAUCCAGAGUCAGGCCCAACGCUAUGAUGACCCAGGAUCAGCCCCUCCUCCUGUUGUGCCUCAAGUGUUGAUAGACAAUGUAUGGUAUUGGUUACAUUUUUUCCUCAUCUACUGUUGUUGUCACGUCCCUGGUUUCAUUGUCAAUAGAACUGUCAAUUGGUUGGGCAGCCCAUGGGCAAACCCAUUCAAAAUAAAUAUGGGCGGGCCGCAGUUACACCCAAAUACUAUAAGGGCUAAUUGGGUUAAAAACCAACUUUGCCCAUGGGUAAACUGGUCUAAACCAAUGGGUGUUGGGUUGGCCCAAAACAAUUACUUUCUAGGGUUACGAUGAUUUUGGGGGAAAGUUCAGAAACUUCAGAUUCCAGACGAUUUCUUCUGCGAUAGUCUUCUUCCUUCCCUGAUCUCUCUUUUUCUUUCCCAGAUUCUCGUACACACGAAUCAGUCCUUACGCCUUGUCUUUAGUUAUAUGAAUCAAGGUUUCUCUUCUGGAUAAAGACGUCAUCUUCUUCUAAGAAAAUGGAAGCUAUAGACUUGAACAAUGAUGGUCAGAAUGAUGUGAUGGAUGAAGAUAUAGAGGAUCAUGAAGUUUUAGAGGAUUCAGAGGCUAACAGAGGCACACAACCGAGACAAGUUCAGUUACGCCGUAGAGUCUCUAGGUGCUGGAAGAAGUUUACUAUACUUGGAGGAAGGCUGUCUGAUGGUACAACUAAGAUCAGAUGCAACCUUUGUAGAAGGUUUUACUUCUUGAAUCUUCGUAGGAAUGGAACCUCAACUCUGACUCGUCAUAUGAAGGUAUGUCCAAAAGCUGUUGGAACACCUAGAAGUAGUGCUAGGAAGGUGGAUAUGAUGGUGUUUCGUGAGAUGAUAGCUAUGGCCAUUAUAGAGCAUGAUCUUCCUUACAAGUUUGUAGAGUAUAAGAGGAUUAGAAUGGCUUUUACUUAUGCUAAUUCUAGUAUUGAGUAUUGGAGUAGAAACACAGCAGCUUCUGAUGUGUUGAAGAUUUAUGAAAGUGAGAAGCAGAAACUUAGGAAAAUCUUAAAUGAUUUUCCUGGAAGGGUUUCUUUGACAACAGAUCUCUGGAGGGCUAUUACUAUCGAAGGAUAUCUCUGCUUGACUGCGCAUUACAUAGAUGUUGAUUGGAAUUUGCAAGCUAAAAUAUUGGCUUUCACCGCUUUUCCUCCGCCUCAUUCUGGAAUAGCCAUUGCUAUGAAGCUGGUUGAGCUGCUGAAGGAGUGGGGACUGGAAAAGAAGGUCUUCUGUCUCACUGUAGACAACGCUUCUUCGAAUGAUAGCAUGCAGAGUAUCAUGAAGAGACAGAUGCAGAAAGAUCUGGUCUGCGGUGGAGAGUUCUUCCAUGUACGAUGUUCAGCACACAUCCUUAAUCUUAUUGUUCAAGACGGCUUAGCAGUGAUUGGAGGAGCUUUGCAGAAAAUCAGGGAGAGUGUCAAGUUUGUUAGAGGAUCAGAAAGCAGGGAAAGAAUGUUUCAAAACUGUGUUGAAACAGUGGGAACCGAGGUCGAGGGUGAUGAAGGUCUGGUCUUAGAUGUAAGCACACGCUGGAAUUCUACUUUCCUUAUGCUUUCUAGAGCUAUCAAGUUCAAAGCUGCACUAGGUAACUUGGCGGAUGUAGAACCGAGUUAUGUGAGCUGUCCCUCUUAUUCUGAGUGGAGGAGAGUAGAAGUGAUAUGCGAGUUGUUGAAGCCAUUUUCUGAGAUUACAAAUUUGAUUUCGGGUUCCUCAUACCCAACAUCAAAUUUGUAUUUCAAUGAAAUUUGGAAGAUUGAGUGUUGGUUGAGAGCUCAUGCAAAUUAUUCUGAUCCUGUUAUAUCUGCAAAGGUUGAAUCUUCUUUUUUUGUUUGUUGUUGCAGGCUGCAAAUAAGAGAGACAAAGUUACAAAGCUAGAACAAAGUGAAUUCAUAAACAGUGUUAAAAACUUAAGUCUUUAGAGAUUGUUUCAGAUUUUUCAAUGUUGUUUAAAGUUUCAAAAUUUUACUACUCAAUUUUGGAUAUUUCUAUCAUAUUUCAAUGUUGUUUAAUAUUUAAAGUGGGCUUAAAUUGAAUUUAAACAGAUUUGGACCAAUACUUAAAUUGCUUAUAAAUGGGCGGGCUUGGGUUGUCCAGCUGGGUAAUGGGUGUUAUUGGGUGUGGGUGUUGUUGGGUGUGGGCUAAAUAUGGGUGUGGGUGUUUUGAGCCCAGAAAAAAAAACACCCAGUUGGACAUACCCAUUUGGGUGCGGUCCAACCCAACUGACAGGCCUAAUUGUCAAUACGUGUUUCAUCAUCAGGAUCGCCAAGCAGAUACGGCUGUUGCUUCUCCAGGUGACCGUGAUCAUAGUGUUGACUGUUCUGACCUUAUUGUCGAUAAAGUGAUGCACAUAGAGCUGAAGGAACGAGUGGAGAAGGAGAAGCGUGAUAUGGGAAUAAACAAUCAGGAACCGACGAUCGAUGAUGGGUUGUCCUACGUGAAGGAUGUUGAGCAGAUGUUUCAAGAUCAAAGAGACAAAAUUGAUACGUUGUUGUGAUUAUGAAAGACUUUGAUGCAAAAAGGUAAGACCGUUUUUGCUUUCCUAUCUGAUUGUUUUUUAGCCUGAACUGAUGGCAUUCGGAAACGCUCUUCAUCUUGCAUUUAUUUACAUGACCGAUCUACGUGGCAUGAUUGCACGAGUGAAGGAGUUGUUCAAAUGGCAUAACAAUCUCAUUUUCGGGUUUAACACCUUUUGCCUAAGCAAUUUGAAAUAACCCUUGAUGAUGAUGAAGAUGAAGAAGAAGCUGUACCACCAGAGAAGAAAUUUGAGCAAGCCUCCUUAGCUUUAGUAAAUAACAUCAAGGUAAGGUAGUCUUUGGUUACAUUUUUCCUCACUCUACUAUUGUUGUCACGUCAUGUCAAUACGUUUUUCAUCAUCAGGAUCGCCAACCAGAUAGGGAUGUUGCUUCCCCGGGUGACCAUGAUCAUAGUGUUGACCGUUCUGACUUUUAAUGUCGAUAAAGAGAAACGAGUGGAGAAGGAAGAUAGAGAAAGGAUAAACCAUGCUUUGGGCGAUGGAGAAGCAGAAGAGCAAGGUAAUUUGCACCAUUUUCCAAAGAAAUCUGAGAGUUUUGAAGCUUUCUCUGGUCCUGCUUGUUGGAGAUAAACUUGAAGUUUGAAGAUAACUUAGAGAAUAAGUUAUCAUAAUCCUAUUCGAGUUAUGUUUAGGAUAAAAUAGGUUUUACUAACAUAUUUAGGAUAAAUAUAUCUCUAUAUAAGAAGAUGGUGAGUUGUGCCAUGAACUUGUGAGAUUAGAGAUUAUUUGUGAGAGCUUAGGUUUUGAGUGAUUUUCCUAAGUUAAUAAAAAGAGAGUUCUUAUAUAAUCUUGAGUGUUCAUAAGCUAAGCUAAUAUUUGGUAUCAGAGCCAUUACGACAAUGGGAGAUAUCACGACAGUUUCUGGUUCGAUGGUGAAAGCACGAGAAGGAGGAACCUCUUCGAUCAACUGUCCAAUGCUGAGCGCUACUAACUACACGGUGUGGGCUAUCCGGAUGAAAACCCUGUUGAAAGUACACAAAACAUGGGACGUGAUCGAGCUAGGAACAGAGGAAAUCGAGAAGAAUGACAUGGCGAUUGCAUUGAUUUUUCAGUCGAUACCUGAAGCUCUGGUGUUACAAGUUGGAGACAUAGACAAUGCUAAGAAGGUGUGGGAGGCAAUCAAAGCGAAACAUAUGGGAGCGGAUAGAGUCAAAGAAGCUAGACUUCAAAACCUAAUGGCCGAAUUUGAUCGUUUAAAGAUGAAAGACAAUGACACUAUUGAUAACUUUGUUGGGAAGCUAUCAGAGAUUGCAUCAAAAUCCAGCGCGUUAGGAGAAAUUAUCGAAGAAACAAAAUUGGUAAAGAAAUUUCUUUCUUUCCUCCCACGAAAGAAGUAUAUCCACAUAGUUGCUUCAUUUGAACAAGUCUUGGACCUCAAAACAACGAGUUUCGAGGAUAUUAUUGGUCGUCUGAAAGCAUACGAGGAGCGAGUGUGUGCAGAAGAAGAAGAAGAUGCUCCCGGUAGUCAAAACAAACUGAUGUAUACAUCGAAUGAGGCAUCACAAUCACAACCUGCGAGAGAAUAUCAAGAUUAUCAAGGAGAUUAUAGAAACAGAGGUCGAGGAGGACGUUAUUAUAACAGAGGAGGACGAGGCCGUGGCAGAACGUAUAGAGAUUUUGAUAUCUCGAAGAUCACAUGUUUUCGAUGCGAUAAAAAGGGCCACUUUGCAUCGAGCUGCCCGGACAGAUUGCUUAAGCUACAAGAGGCCUAUGAGACUAAAGAAGACGACACACAUGAAGCGGAUGCAUUGAUGAUGCACGAAGUGGUAUAUCUGAACGAAAGAAACGUGAAGCCAAAUGAGUUUGAAACAUAUACGAGUAGAGACAACAUAUGGUACUUUGACAAUGGCGCGAGUAAUCAUAUGACAGGUAAUCGACAUUACUUCAAAGCUCUCGAUGAAACCAUUACAGGAAAAGUUAGGUUCGGCGAUGACUCAAGGAUUGACAUCAAAGGAAAGGGAUCAAUUCUAUUUUGUACCAAGAACGGUGAUCGAAAGACUUUGGCAGAUGUAUACUUCAUUCCCGAGUUUAAAAGUAACAUUAUCAGCCUAGGACAGGCUACUGAGUCAGGCUGCGAUGUCCAUAUGAAAGAGGAAUAUCUUACUCUGCAUGACAAGGAUGGUAACUUGAUCACUAAGGCAAAACGAUCACAGAAUCGUCUGUACAAAGUUAUGAUGGAAAUCGUCGAGAGUAAGUGCCUCCAAGCCAUUGGACAAUAUGAUACUACAACUUGGCAUGCACGGCUUGGUCACAUCGGAGCUGACUCAUUGAAAACUAUGGUCAGAAAGGAGCUUGUCGUCUGAUUACCUAAGUUAACCGUUGAAAAGGAAACAUGUAAAUCAUGCUUACUUGGCAAGCAGGCAAGACACCCGUUUCCGCGGACAACUUCAUAUCGAGCUAAAGGAAUCUUGGAACUUAUGCACGGCGACCUUUGUGGACCAUUCUCCCCGUCAACAGCAUCAAGAAGCAGAUACAUCUUUGUGAUUAUAGAUGAUCAUUCCAGAUACAUGUGGUCUAUUCUCUUAAAAGAAAAAGGAGAAGCGUUUGAGAAAUUUCGAAAAUUCAAAGCGAGUGUGGAGCUUGAGACUAAAGCUAAGAUUAAGUGUUUCAGAACUGAUAAGGGCGGUGAGUUCACAUCUACAGCGUUCAAUGGUUUCUGUGAGGAAUCAGGAAUAGUGCGACAAUUAAUUGCUCCGUACUCUCCACAGCAGAACGGGGUCGUCGAGAGAAGAAACAGAACUCUCAUGGAGAUGACAAGAAGCCUGCUGAAGCAUAUGUCAUUACCGAAUCAUCUGUGGGGUGAGGCUGUGCGUCAUGCUACGUACCUCAUCAACCGAGUUGGUACGAAGUCUCUGACUGAUCAGACGCCGUACGAGGCUCUAAAGGGGAGAAAACCUAAUAUUGAGCACUUGCGAAUCUUUGGAUGCAUAGGCUAUGCGAAGGUCGACACUUCGUUCCCAAAGAAACUCGAUGACAGAUCAAGGAGUUUGGUUCAUCUAGGCACAAAGCCUGGCUUUAAAGCUUACAGAUUAUAUGAUCCAUCUCGUAAACGAGUAGUAGUAAGCCGCGAUGUGUGCUUUGAUGAGAAGAAGACGUGGGAAGGGACAUCAUCAAGCUCUGAAGAAGACAAACCAGGAACGUUAGUGAUCUCGUUUGGCCAAUAUGGAAACAGAGGAGUAAGAAAAGAUGAAGAUAAAGAAGAAACAGAGGAAGGCAAUGAUGAGACAGUCGAAAUAGAGCACAACCUACCCGAUAACAGUAACGAUGAUGUAACUGAGACAAGUGAGUUGAGAAGAUCUACAAGAGUAAGUAAGAAACCAGGGUACCUUGACGAUUACGUUUGUCUAGCAGAGGAGGAAGGAGAACGUCUGUUGCUGUUGAUAAACGAGGAGCCAUGGGAGUUUAGAACAGCCGUAGAAGAGAAAGUGUGGAGAGAUGCAUGUGAGGAAGAGAUAUCAUCAAUCGUCCGGAACAAGACAUGGGAUUUAGUCGAGUUACCACCUGGAGCUAAGGCCAUUGGACUCAAGUGGAUAUUCAAGAUAAAACGGAACUCGGAUGGGAGUAUAAACAAAUAUAAAUCCAGGCUUGUUGCAAAGGGAUAUAUCCAAAGGCAUGGGAUUGAUUUCGAAGAAGUAUUUGCUCCAGUAGCUCAAAUUGAAACCGUUUGCUUCCUCAUUGCUCUGACUGCACCUCACGGAUGGCAGAUACAUCACUUAGAUGUUAAAACUGCUUUCCGCAAUGGAGACAUAAAAGAAGACGUUUAUGUCACGCAACCAGAAGGGUUUGUAGUUGAAGGCAGUGAACACAAGGUCUACAAGUUACACAAGGCGCUUUACGGUUUGAAGCAGGCUCCAAGAGCUUGGAAUGAGAAGUUAAACAAGGUGCUUGGUGAGAUGAAGGUUAUCAAGUGUUCGAAAGAACCAUCAUUGUAUCGAAAGCAGGAGAAAAAUCAUCUCCUACUCGUUGCUGUCUACGUAGAUGAUCUCUUGGUCACAGGAUCAAGUAUUGACAUGAUAGAGGAGUUCAAAGCGGGAAUGUCAGCAUGUUUUGAGAUGAGUGAUCUCGGGCUGUUAACCUAUUACCUAGGUAUUGAGGUCAUUCAAUACGAUGGAGGGAUUAAGAUUGUGCAAGAAAGAUAUGCAAAGAAGAUAUUGGAGGAGUCAGGUAUGAGUGAGUGCAACGCUGUACAAGCUCCAAUGGACUCGGGACUGAAGCUCUCUAUGGCCAAAGACGAGAGAUCAGUAGACGAGAAGGAGUACAGAAGGCAAAUAGGGUGCUUACGAUAUCUGAUUCAUAUACGGCCAAACUUGUCUUAUGCUGUGGGUGUAUUGAACAGAUACAUGCAUGAACCAAAAGUAUCUCACGCAGGAGCCCUCAAGCAGGUACUUGGGUAUCUAAAGGGAUCAAUUUCUUAUGGUCUUUCGUACAAGAAAGUGGGUAGGAGAGAACUAGAAGGUUUUGUGGACAGUGGACACAAUAUCGACGAGGAUGAUGGAAGAAGUACCACAUGUCAGAUUUUCUAUCUAGAUGACUGUCCAAUUUCGUGGUACUCAACGAAACAAGAGACCGUAGCUCUCUCAUCCUGCGAGGCUGAAUUCAUGGCCGCCACCGAAGCUGCCAAACAGGUGAUUUGGUUGCAGGAGUUACUAGAAGAGGUCAGCAAGGAGACGUGCAAGAGAACCACCAUCUACAUUGACAACAAAUCAGCGAUAGCAUUGACAAAGAAUCCUGUUUUCCACGGACGAAGCAAACACAUACACAAGCGCUAUCACUUCAUAAGGGAAUGCGUCGAGAACGAGCAGAUAGAGGUCCUUCACGUGCCUGGCAACAAGCAGAAAGCGGACAUACUAACCAAGGCACUUGGAAAGAUUAAGUUCAAAGAAAUGCGAGACCUUAUCGGACUUGAAGAAGUGAAGAAAGUAGACUUCAAGUUUAAGGGGGUGAUUGUUGGAGAUAAACUUGAAGUUUGAAGAUAACUUAGAAAAUAAGUUAUCAUAAUCCUAUUCGAGUUAUGUUUAGGAUAAAAUAGGUUUUACUAAUAUGUUUAGGAUAAAUAUAUCUCUAUAUAAGAAGAUGGUGAGUUGUGCCAUGAACUUGUGAGAUUAGAGAUUAUUUGUGAGAGCUUAGGUUUUGAGUGAUUUUCCUAAGAUAAUAAGAAGAGAGUUUUUAUAUAAUCUUGAGUGUUCAUGAGCUAAGCUAAUACUGCUGCUUCACAUUAUGAGAAAAACAAUCUAAAAGGUAAGCGGUGAACAUCUUUUAUGAGCAUUUUUCUUACCUUCUUUUUGUCUCUGAAUAUGGUUUUUGUCUACGUCAUUUGAAUAAUUACUAACACUGUUGGGUUGUACACUUGCCGUAGACUCACUUAGCAAUGAAGGACAUUUAUCUAGGCCAAGGAAGGCGGAUGAAAAAGAAACAGAGGCUGCCAAAGAAAAGGAGCGAUCCAAGGACAAGUACAUGGGGAAAUCUAUUCAGGAGCUUGAUCUCUCUGAUUGCGUGCGUUGCACUCCUAGCUACCUCCUCCUCCCUUGGGAUUAUCCACUGCCUUCUGUGCGCCACAGAGAGACAUCAGAAGCUGUUGUUUUGAAUGAUCACUGGGUUUCUGUCAAUUCAGCAAGUGAAGACUACUCUUCUAAGCACAUGCGCAGAAACAGAUAUGAGGAAAGCUUGUUUAAAUGUGAAGAUGACAGAUUUGAGUUGGAUAUGCUGUUGGAAUCUGCCGAAUCUGCAGCGAAAAGGGGAGAAGAGUUGCUGAAUAGUAUCAUUGAGAAGAAAAUAAGUUUAGAAGAGGGCUCCUUCUUGGUUGAAGACCAUUUCACAGCCCUAAAUUUAAGGUGUAUAGAGCGACUUUAUGGGGACCAUGGUGUUGACGUGAAAGAGACAAUACGUAAGAGCAUCUCCAAUGUAAAACUCCAUUUUUUCCUUUAAAAUGGAGUAAAAGUGAAAAUUGAGGAAAAUUGCUCCAACCCCACUCCAUUUCCAACUCCAUUAUGAAGUGAUGAACAAACAAAAAAUAAACUACUCCAUUUAUGGGGUAAAUUUCAUCAUGGAGUGAGAUAUGGAGUUGGGUUGGAGCAUUCCUUACUCCAUAUCCACUUUUACUCCAUUUUAGAGGAAAAGAUGGAGUUGGGAUGGAGAUGCCCUAAGGAUCAAGCGGCUGCACUUCCUGUAAUUCUAACUCGUUUGAAGCAGAAACAAGAUGAAUGGACAAAAUGUUGACAUGAAGCAGAAUUAAACAGCUAGACUUGAGAAUUAAGCUGUCAGACUUGAGAAUUAAGCUGCCAGACUUAUAAGGUUUUAUAAAGCUUUUAUAAGGCUUUAUAAGGUUUUAUCAGGCUUUAUAAGAGUUUUAUAAACUCGAUUUUAUCGAAGAGAAGAAGAAGUGAGAAGAAGAUAUUUUAUUAUAUUGUGUACUGAGGUCACUUGUCUUUAAAUACUUGUACCCAGAUCCACAAUUAAAUUAAGGAAACUAUUCUCUC
Molecule: messenger RNA, 9173 nt
Organism: Brassica napus (rape)
Lineage: Eukaryota; Viridiplantae; Streptophyta; Magnoliopsida; Brassicales; Brassicaceae
Product: retrovirus-related Pol polyprotein from transposon TNT 1-94
Exons: 6
Coding region: 5115-7667 (850 amino acids)
Biological process (GO): DNA integration
Molecular function (GO): nucleic acid binding
Source: RefSeq, a predicted model, not a curated record